Molecule: messenger RNA, 4802 nt
Organism: Lytechinus variegatus (green sea urchin)
Lineage: Eukaryota; Metazoa; Echinodermata; Echinoidea; Temnopleuroida; Toxopneustidae
Gene: cps1
Product: carbamoyl-phosphate synthase [ammonia], mitochondrial-like
Exons: 35
Coding region: 209-4720 (1503 amino acids)
Biological process (GO): 'de novo' pyrimidine nucleobase biosynthetic process; L-glutamine metabolic process; L-arginine biosynthetic process
Cellular component (GO): carbamoyl-phosphate synthase complex; cytoplasm
Molecular function (GO): carbamoyl-phosphate synthase (glutamine-hydrolyzing) activity; ATP binding; metal ion binding
Source: RefSeq, a predicted model, not a curated record
UGACUGUGGAUGAAGAUCCCGGGGAUAAUUGUUUGCAGCGUACUAUACUAGAUCUAUACUAGCGCUGGAGUGGAUAGAAGUUUUACAAAGAGGCUGACUUCAUCAAAUUUACUCAAUAGGAUGAUAGAUUCGAGUCGUUGAAUUUAUAAGAAAGAGAUCGGCAAUAUUUUGAGUUGUCCUGGUCGAGUUCAUUCUCCGGUUGCAUAGCAUGGCGCAUCUUACAGCUGCCUCUGGAUUUUUGAAGAACACUUGGUCUCUCCCUCGCUAUCUUGCUAACAAGUCUAGGUUCCUCACAACAAGUUCUUGUCUUCAGAAAGAGAAGAAAAAGCCUACUUCAGCCCAUUUGAUUCUCCAGGAUGGUACAACAUUCACUGGUUAUUCCUUUGGUCAUCAUAAAUCAGUAGCUGGAGAGCUUGUCUUCAACACAGGUCUUGUUGGGUACCCUGAAUCACUGACGGAUCCAAGCUACAGAGGUCAAAUCUUGACCUUGACCUAUCCAAUUGUUGGUAACUAUGGAGUACCAGACACCAAGGCUAUGGACCAACAUGGUCUCAUGAAACAUGUGGAAUCAGAUAAAAUACAGGCUACAGGCCUAUUGGUCCAGGACUACUCCUACCACUACAGCCACUGGAACUCUGUCAAGUCCCUCUCUGAAUGGCUGAAAGAGGAAGAGGUUCCAGCUCUCUAUGGCAUUGACACCAGGAUGCUCACCAAGAAAGUCAGAGAUAAGGGUACCAUCCUUUGCAAGAUAGAGUUUGAUGGUGAUCCCAUAGAGUUUGAUAACCCCAAUGAAAGGAAUCUGAUGGCAGAGGUAUCCACAAAGGAGGUGAAGAUCUAUGGCAAGGGGAAUCCCCAUAAGAUUGUCACUGUUGACUGUGGUAUCAAGCACAACAUCAUUCGCAGCCUAGUCAAGAGAGGUGCUGAAGUCCAUCUUGUGCCAUGGGACUAUGACUUUAAUCAGAUCGAAUAUGAUGGUCUCUUUAUAUCUAAUGGCCCUGGGGAUCCUGCCCUUGCCACUGCUGCUAUAGACAAUCUCAAACAGGUAUUGGCUCAGGAGAAUCCUAACCCCUUGUUUGGUAUCUGUAUGGGCAAUCAGUUGACUGGAUUAGCUGCAGGUGCCCCAUCCUACAAAUUGCCUCUUGGUAACAGGGGUCACAACCAACCAGUUAUCAAUGUGUUGAAUGGUCAGGCAUUUAUCACAUCUCAGAACCAUGGCUUUGCUAUAGACGGUGACAAAUUACCCCCAGAAUGGACACCAGUCUUCGUCAAUGCCAAUGAUAAAACUAAUGAGGGAAUCAUGCAUAAGACAAAGCCAAUCUUCACAGCUCAGUUCCACCCGGAGCAUAAAGGAGGACCAACAGACACAGAGUUUCUCUUUGAUAAUUUCAUGGACAUGGUCAAAAGUGGCAAGACCAUGAAAGACCUUGAAUCUAACUUCAAAACAUCGGGAAAGAGAGCAGAGAAGAUCGAUGUCUCCAAGGUUCUGGUUCUAGGAUCUGGAGGACUGUCCAUUGGUCAAGCGGGAGAGUUUGAUUAUUCCGGCUCUCAGGCCAUCAAGGCACUGAAGGAGGAGAAUGUCAAGACUAUCUUGAUGAAUCCAAACAUAGCCUCGGUUCAGACCAAUGAGUACGGUGAGAAGCAGGCCGACAGUGUCUACUUCGUACCCAUCACACCAGAAUUUGUCACCGAUGUCAUCAAGCGGGAGAAACCUGAUGGGAUCCUGCUCUCCAUGGGAGGCCAGACUGCCCUCAACUGUGGGGUGGAGCUGUAUAAAAGAGGGAUCCUGCAGGAGCAUGGAGUACAGGUGUUGGGUACUCCCAUUGAAUCUAUUAUGGCGACUGAGGAUAGACAGACAUUCAAUGAUAAGCUCAUGGAGAUUAAUGAAAAGAUUGCUCCCAGUGUGGCCGUAGAAACCGUCUCUGAUGCCAUUGAUGCUGCUAGGAAGAUUGGUUAUCCAGUAAUGGUGCGGGCAGCUUAUGCCCUUGGAGGCCUGGGGUCAGGGGUCGCAGAGAAUGAAGAAGCUUUGAGAGCUAUUGCAACAAGGGGUUUAGCUUUAUCUAAUCAGCUGUUGAUAGAGCAAUCCCUACUAGGAUGGAAGGAGGUUGAGUAUGAGGUGGUCCGGGAUGCAUCAGACAAUUGUGUCACGGUAUGCAACAUGGAGAACUUUGACCCUCUCGGAGUCCAUACAGGUGAUUCCAUCGUGGUUGCCCCAAGCCAGACCCUCUCCAACCAAGAAUACCACAUGCUGCGAGAGACGGCCAUCAAGACUGUCCGCCAUCUUGGUAUCAUAGGGGAGUGUAACAUCCAGUAUGCUCUUCACCCAUCAUCCCUGGAGUACUGUAUCAUUGAGGUGAAUGCCAGGCUCUCCAGGAGCUCUGCUCUAGCCUCUAAGGCUACAGGCUACCCGUUGGCCUUCAUUGCCGCCAAGCUUGCCCUGGGUAUUGCCUUACCAGACAUCAAGAACAGUACCACCCAGGCCACUACAGCAUGCUUUGAACCUAGUCUGGAUUACAUCGUUACCAAGAUCCCUCGCUGGGACCUGGACCGUUUCCAUGGUACCUCCAAGCAGAUCGGCAGUGCCAUGAAGAGCGUUGGAGAGGUGAUGGCCAUUGGACGUACCUUCGAGGAGAGUCUUCAGAAAGCUCUUCGUAUGAUUCAUCCAUCCAUCGAUGGUUUCACCCCAGACCUUCCCAGUGGCAAGACGUUACCCGGUAACCUAGAGGAGGAGCUUAGAGUACCAUCCAGCAACCGUAUCUAUGCUAUUGCCAAGGCAUUCCAAGAUGGUUUCUCAGUGGAUAAGAUCCAUGAUUUGACAGCCAUUGAUAAGUGGUUCUUACACAAGCUAGACAAAAUCAAAAGCAUUGAUGAUGAGCUGGGAGAAUUCAGUGCUGAAACUGUACCCCGCACCACACUACUGGAAGCUAAAGGUGCUGGUUUCUCUGACAAACAGAUCGGCAAGAAGAUAGGGCUCUGUGAGACUGAUUCUAGGAAACUUAGACUUUAUCAUGACAUUGCCCCAUGGGUCAAACAGAUUGACACUAUGGCAGCCGAGUAUCCAGCGAAGACAAACUACCUGUAUUGCACUUAUAAUGGCAUGGAACAUGACCUUUCAUUUGAUGACAGAGGUACAAUGGUUUUGGGAUGUGGUCCUUAUCACAUAGGGAGCAGUGUAGAGUUUGACUGGUGUGCAGUGUCCAGCAUCCGGUCACUGCGUGAGAUGGGCCGGAAGACAGUAGUGGUCAACCAUAACCCCGAGACGGUCAGUACAGAUUUUGAUGAGUGCGACCGACUCUACUUUGACGAGCUGUCCAGGGAAAGGGUGCUGGACAUCUACCAACAUGAGGGUUGUACAGGAAUGAUCAUCUCAGUGGGCGGACAGAUACCCAACAACCUGGCCCUACCCCUGUAUAAUGAUGGUGUCAAUAUCCUAGGAACCAGCCCUCUACAGAUCCAUGCUGUGGAAGAGAGGUCGAUAUUCUCUGCCAUUCUUGAUGAUCUGAAUGUUGAUCAAGCCCCUUGGAGAGCCCUUUCAUCAUUGGAUGAAGCUUUGGAGUUUGCUGCAAGUGUUGGAUACCCCUGUCUUCUCAGACCUUCAUUUGUUCUAAGUGGGUCAGCAAUGAAUGUUGCCUUUGGACCAGAGGAGCUCAAACGCUUCUUAGAGGAAGCUACAAAGGUAUCCCAGGAACACCCUGUUGUCAUCACAAAGUUCAUAGAGGGCGCUAGAGAGGUAGAAAUGGAUGCUGUGGCCAGGAAUGGAAAGGUUGUUGCUCAUGCAGUGACAGAGCAUGUGGAGAAUGCAGGGGUACAUUCAGGAGAUGCUACCCUCAUCUUACCCCCUCACACCCUAACAGAUGAACAACAGAGGAAGGUGAGAGAAAUGACGGCCAAGAUUGCUCAGCGUUUCCAGAUCUCUGGACCAUUCAACAUUCAGUUCUUAGCCAAGGACAAUGAAGUCAAGGUUAUUGAGUGCAAUCUGCGAGCUUCUCGUUCAUUCCCUUUCGUCUCCAAGACAAUCAACUGUGACUUCAUCAACGUAGCAACCAAGAUCAUGGUGGGAGAACAUAUCGACCCUAGUCUCCUUCCAAGCCUUAAGAACCCAUUUGUGCCACAGGGAUAUGUUGGCAUCAAGGCUCCAAUGUUUUCCUGGCCAAGAUUACGUGAUGCUGAUCCUCUUCUUAGGUGUGAGAUGGCCUCUACAGGAGAGGUGGCUUGCUUUGGUCCCAAUGUCCAGACAGCAUUCCUAAAAGCCUUGCUCUCUACAGGAUUCAAGGUGCCUAAGAAGAGUAUCAUGAUCGGCAUACAGAAGACCUUUCAAUCUGAGUUCCUUCCUACCGCUAUGAAGUUCCAUCAGAUGGGUUACGAGUUGUAUGCCACAGAGGCAACAGCAGAAUACCUGGAGGCCCAUAACAUUCCUACCACAACAGUUGGUUGGCCGCUUGUUGAUCUACACGAGAAGAGUGAUGCCACAAAUGCAACCAAGUUGAUAUAUGAGGGUGAUAUUGAUCUGGUUAUCAACCUGCCAAACCAUAAUACCAAGUAUGUGAAAGAUAACUUCCUCAUACGACGAGCUGCAAUCGACUCCGGAGUUCCUCUCUUCACCAAUUUUGAGGUGGUGAAGUUAUUUGCUGAGGCUUUAGAUCACGUUGGACAGCUUGAUGCCACAUCACUUUUUCACUACAAGCGCCCUACAGGCAAGUCGGACAAGGUGAUUACAUCCUGAAUGUGAACUUCCCUAUUUAUUACGACAGUCCCUGUUCAGAUUUGAAAGUAAUUUUAUUUUCUACAAUUCAAGUAAUUAUUUC